CGGCGCCCCAGCGAAGCGGGGAUCGCGCCCCCGGGGCCGCUGAGCCUGCGCCGGUGCCCGAAGCCCCGCGCGCACAGCCGAGUCCGCGCCGAGCCGCAGACGCCCAUCCCGGGGCCCGGGCUGGGGAACCCGCAGGCUGCGUGAGGCCGGCCCGUGCCCCGGAAGCAGGAUGAGAAGAUGGCGCACCUCCUGGUACCUCGGGGCACCAGCAGCUUCCGCAGGUUCACCCGGGAGUCCCUGGCGGCCAUCGAGAAGCGCAUGGCGGAGAAGCAGGCCCGCGGCUCGGCCACCCUGCAGGAGAGCCGCGACGCGCUGCCGGAGGAGGAGGCUCCCCGGCCCCAGCUGGACCUGCAGGCCUCCAAAAAGCUGCCGGAUCUCUAUGGCAACCCGCCCCGAGAGCUCAUCGGGGAGCCCCUGGAGGACCUGGACCCCUUCUACAGCACCCAAAAGACCUUCAUCGUGCUGAACAAAGGCAAGACCAUCUUCCGCUUCAGUGCCACCAACGCCUUGUAUGUGCUCAGCCCCUUCCACCCGAUCCGGAGAGCGGCCGUGAAGAUUCUGGUGCAUUCGCUCUUCAGCAUGCUCAUCAUGUGCACCAUCCUGACCAACUGUGUGUUCAUGGCCCAGCACGACCCGCCGCCCUGGACCAAAUACGUCGAGUACACUUUCACUGCCAUUUACACCUUCGAGUCGCUGGUCAAGAUCCUCGCUCGCGGUUUCUGCCUGCAUGCGUUCACCUUCCUGCGGGACCCGUGGAACUGGCUGGACUUCAGCGUCAUUGUCAUGGCAUACACCACUGAGUUUGUGGACCUGGGCAAUGUCUCAGCCUUACGCACCUUCCGAGUCCUCCGGGCCCUGAAAACAAUAUCAGUCAUUUCAGGCCUGAAGACCAUCGUGGGGGCCCUGAUCCAGUCCGUGAAGAAGCUGGCCGACGUCAUGGUUCUCACCGUCUUCUGCCUCAGCGUCUUUGCCCUCAUCGGCCUGCAGCUCUUCAUGGGCAACCUCCGGCACAAGUGCGUGCGCAACUUCACGCUGCUCAACGACACCAACGGCUCCGUGGAGGCCAACGGCCGCAUCUGGGAGUCGCUGGACCUCUACCUCAACAGCUCAGAGAACUACAUUCUGAAGGAAGGGACCUUGGACGUGCUACUGUGUGGGAACAGCUCGGACGCCGGGACGUGUCCCGAGGGCUCUCGCUGCCUGAAGGCCGGCCAGAACCCCGACCACGGCUACACCAGCUUCGACUCCUUCGCCUGGGCCUUCCUUGCGCUCUUCCGCCUGAUGACGCAGGACUGCUGGGAGCGCCUCUACCAGCAGACGCUGAGGUCUGCAGGAAAGAUCUACAUGAUCUUCUUCAUGCUUGUCAUCUUCCUGGGCUCUUUCUACCUGGUGAACCUCAUCCUGGCCGUGGUCGCCAUGGCCUACGAGGAGCAAAACCAAGCCACCAUCGCAGAGACCGAGGAGAAGGAAAAGCGCUUCCAGGAAGCCAUGGAGAUGCUCAAGAAGGAGCACGAGGCCCUCACCAUCCGGGGUGUGGACACCGUGUCUCGCAGCUCCCUGGAGAUGUCCCCGUUGGCCCCAGUGAUCGCGCACGAGAGAAGGAGCAAGAGGAGAAAACGAAUGUCUUCCGGCACGGAGGAGGGAGGGGAUGACAGGUUCCCCAAGUCCGACUCGGAGGAUGGCCCCAGAGCGCUGAACCGGCUCAGCCUCACCCACGGCCUCAGCAGAACCUCGGUGAAGCCACGCUCCAGCCGCGGGAGCAUCUUCACCUUCCGCCGGCGAGACCUGGGUUCUGAGACCGACUUCGCUGACGAUGAAAACAGCACGGCCGGGGACAGCGAGAGCCACCGCAUGUCCCUGCCAGUGCCCUGGCCCCUGCGCCGGCCCAGCACCCAGGGACAGCCGAGUCCUGGGGCCUCCACUCCCGGCCAUGUCCUCAACGGCAAAAGGAACAGCACCGUGGAUUGCAACGGGGUGGUCUCCUUGCUGGGGGCCGGCGAUGCUGACGCCACCUCCCUGGGGAGCCGCCUCCUCCGCCCUAUGAUGCUGGAGCGUCCCCCAGACACGACAACGCCUUCGGAGGAGCCGGGCAGGCCCCAGAUGCUCACCCCUCAAAUUCCGCUCAUGGACGGCUUCGAGGGGCCAACGGAGCGGCAGCGGGCCCUGAGCGCAGUCAGCGUGCUCACCAGUGCGCUGGAAGAGUUGGAGGAAUCUCACCGCAAAUGUCCGCCUUGUUGGAACCGCUUUGCCCAGCGCUACCUGAUCUGGGAUUGCUGCCCAUUCUGGCUGUCCAUCAAGCAGAAAGUGAAGUUCAUGGUCAUGGACCCAUUUGCCGACCUCACCAUCACCAUGUGCAUCGUGCUCAACACUCUCUUCAUGGCACUCGAGCACUACAACAUGACAACCGAGUUUGAGGAGAUGCUGCAAGUCGGAAAUCUGGUCUUCACCGGCAUCUUCACAGCAGAGAUGACCUUCAAGAUCAUCGCCCUUGACCCCUACUACUACUUCCAGCAGGGCUGGAACAUCUUCGACAGCAUCAUCGUCACGCUGAGCCUCAUGGAGCUGGGCUUGUCCCGCAUGGGCAACCUGUCGGUCCUGCGCUCCUUCCGCCUGCUGCGGGUCUUUAAGCUGGCCAAGUCCUGGCCCACUCUGAACACCCUCAUCAAGAUCAUCGGGAACUCGGUGGGGGCUCUGGGGAACCUGACCCUGGUGCUGGCCAUCAUCGUGUUCAUCUUCGCCGUGGUGGGGAUGCAGCUCUUUGGCAAGAACUACUCGGACCUGAGUUACCGCAUCAGCAGCAACACAGACCUGCCGCCCCGGUGGCACAUGAUCGAUUUCUUCCAUGCUUUUCUCAUCAUCUUCCGCAUCCUCUGCGGCGAGUGGAUAGAGACCAUGUGGGACUGCAUGGAGGUGUCCGGGCAGUCCCUCUGCCUGCUGGUCUUCUUACUGGUUAUGGUCAUCGGCAACCUUGUGGUCCUGAACCUCUUCCUGGCCUUGCUGCUCAGCUCGUUCAGCGCCGACAACCUCACGGCUCCCGACGAGGACGGGGAGAUGAACAACCUCCAGCUGGCCCUGGCCCGCAUCCAGCGGGGCCUGCGCUUUCUCAAGCAGACCACCAGGGACUUCUGCUGCCGGCUCCUGCACCGCAGGCCCCCCAAGCCCGCGGCCCUUGCCCCCCGCGGCCGGCUCCCCAGCUGCAUGGCUGCCGCCGGCUCACCCCCGCCCCCGGAGCCAGAGAAGCCCCCGCCAGCCCGCAAGGAGACGCGUUUCGAGGAAGGAAAGCGGCCAGGCCAGGGCACCCCGGGGGACUCGGAGCCCGUGUGUGUGCCCAUCGCCGUGGCUGAGUCGGACACAGAUGACCAGGAGGAGGACGACGAGAACAGCCUGGGCACGGAGGAGGAGACCAGCAAGCAGCAGGAAUCCCAGCCCGUGUCCGACGGCCCUGAGGCCCUCCCGGAGCCCAGGGCCUGGAGCCAGGCGUCCGAGACGGCCACCUCGGAGGCCGAGGCCUGCGUGGCUCCGGCAGACUGGCAGCAGCGGGCGGCGGAGCCCCCGGCCUCAGGGUGCAGCGAGACGCACGAGGACAGCUUCUCCGAGGGCAGCACGGCGGACAUGACCAACACCGCCGACCUGCUGGAGCAGAUCCCCGACCUGGGCGAGGAUGUGAAGGACCCUGAGGACUGCUUCACUGAAGGCUGUGUCCGGCGCUGUCCCUGCUGCGCCGUGGAUGUCACCCAGUCCCCGGGGAAGGUUUGGUGGCGCAUGCGUAAGACCUGCUACCGUAUCGUGGAGCACAGCUGGUUCGAGACCUUCAUCAUCUUCAUGAUCCUGCUCAGCAGUGGCGCGCUGGCCUUCGAGGACAUCUACCUGGACGAGCGGAAGACCAUCAAGGUCCUGCUGGAGUACGCCGACAAGAUGUUCACCUACAUCUUCGUGCUGGAGAUGCUGCUCAAGUGGGUAGCGUACGGCUUCAAGAAGUACUUCACCAACGCCUGGUGCUGGCUGGACUUCCUCAUCGUGGACGUCUCGCUCAUCAGCCUGGUGGCCAACACGCUGGGCUUCGCCGAGAUGGGCCCCAUCAAGUCUCUGCGGACGCUGCGAGCUCUCCGGCCACUGCGGGCUCUGUCCCGGUUUGAGGGCAUGCGGGUCGUGGUCAAUGCCCUGGUGGGCGCCAUCCCGUCCAUCAUGAACGUCCUCCUCGUCUGCCUCAUCUUCUGGCUCAUCUUCAGCAUCAUGGGUGUGAACCUCUUCGCUGGCAAGUUUGGGCGGUGCAUCAACCAGACCCUAGGCGACCUGCCCUUGAACUACACCUUCGUGAACAACAAGAGUGACUGUGAGUCCUUCAACGUGACCGGCGAGCUCUACUGGACCAAGGUGAAGGUCAACUUCGACAACGUGGGAGCUGGGUACCUGGCGCUCCUGCAGGUGGCCACAUUCAAAGGCUGGAUGGACAUCAUGUAUGCGGCUGUGGACUCCAGAGGGUACGAAGAGCAGCCACAGUGGGAGUACAACCUCUACAUGUACAUCUACUUUGUCGUUUUCAUCAUCUUCGGCUCCUUCUUCACCCUGAACCUUUUCAUCGGUGUCAUCAUCGACAACUUCAACCAACAGAAGAAAAAGUUAGGGGGCCAGGACAUCUUCAUGACAGAGGAGCAGAAGAAGUACUACAACGCCAUGAAGAAGCUGGGCUCCAAGAAGCCCCAGAAGCCCAUCCCGCGGCCCCUGAACAAAUACCAGGGCUUCAUAUUCGACAUUGUGACCAAGCAGGCCUUCGACGUCACCAUCAUGUUCCUCAUCUGCUUGAACAUGGUGACCAUGAUGGUGGAGACGGAUGACCAGAGCCCCGAGAAGGUCAACAUCCUGACCAAGAUCAACCUGCUCUUCGUGGCCAUCUUCACGGGCGAGUGCAUCGUCAAGAUAGCUGCCCUGCGCCACUAUUACUUCACCAACAGCUGGAACAUCUUCGACUUCGUGGUGGUCAUCCUCUCCAUUGUGGGUACCGUGCUCUCGGACAUCAUCCAGAAGUACUUCUUCUCCCCGACCCUCUUCCGCGUCAUCCGCCUGGCCCGCAUCGGCCGCAUCCUCCGGCUGAUCCGCGGGGCCAAGGGCAUCCGCACGCUGCUCUUCGCCCUCAUGAUGUCCCUGCCCGCCCUCUUCAACAUCGGGCUGCUGCUCUUCCUCGUCAUGUUCAUCUACUCCAUCUUCGGCAUGGCCAACUUCGCCUACGUCAAGUGGGAGGCGGGCAUCGACGACAUGUUCAACUUCCAGACCUUCGCCAACAGCAUGCUGUGCCUCUUCCAGAUCACCACGUCGGCGGGCUGGGACGGGCUCCUGAGCCCCAUCCUCAACACGGGGCCCCCGUCCUGCGACCCCAACCUGCCCAACAGCAACGGCUCCCGGGGCAACUGCGGCAGCCCGGCCGUGGGCAUCCUCUUCUUCACCACCUACAUCAUCAUCUCCUUCCUCAUCGUGGUCAACAUGUACAUCGCCAUCAUCCUGGAGAACUUCAGCGUGGCCACGGAGGAGAGCACGGAGCCCCUGAGUGAGGACGACUUCGACAUGUUCUACGAGACCUGGGAGAAGUUCGACCCCGAGGCCACCCAGUUCAUCGAGUACGCGGCCCUGUCCGACUUCGCCGACGCCCUGUCCGAGCCACUGCGCAUCGCCAAGCCCAACCAGAUCAGCCUCAUCAACAUGGACCUGCCCAUGGUCAGCGGGGACCGCAUCCACUGCAUGGACAUCCUCUUCGCCUUCACCAAGCGGGUGCUGGGCGAGUCGGGCGAGAUGGACGCCCUCAAGAUCCAGAUGGAGGAGAAGUUCAUGGCGGCCAACCCGUCCAAGAUCUCCUACGAGCCCAUCACCACCACGCUGCGCCGCAAGCACGAGGAGGUGUCGGCCACGGUCAUCCAGCGGGCCUUCCGCCGCCACCUGCUGCAGCGCUCCGUCAAGCACGCGUCCUUCCUCUACCGCCAGCAGACGGGCAGCAGCGGCCUCUCGGACGAGGACGCCCCCGAGCGGGGGGGCCUCAUCGCCUACAUGAUGAACGAGAACUACUCCCAGCGCCCGAGCCCCCCCUCCAGCUCCUCCAUCUCCUCCACGUCCUUCCCGCCAUCCUACGACAGCGUCACCAGGGCCACCAGCGACAACCUGCCCGUGCGGGUGUCGGACUACAGCCGCAGUGAGGACCUGGCCGACUUCCCCACCUCCCCGGACAGGGACCGCGAGUCUAUUGUGUGAGCCGUGCGCCCCCACCCCUCCCAAGACACCUCAAUGAAAGGCAGCUUGUGAUGUGCUAGCCAACCCGUAUCGGGGACCCCCUGACCCACAUCUUCGGGGUGUGUGUUGGCGGGGGGACGGGUCCUGCCCUGCCUCCAGCUCUCGGGCUAGGACGGGGGCCUCGGCCCCAGGAAAUCGACGAGGCCGAGCUCUGUAACCCCCACCUCCUGGUUGGCCGCCGGAAGCAGUUCCGGGGAGCCUGUCCCCGAGGCCCCUCGAGUUCCAUGGCCUGGUCUGACCAGCUCUUCCGUCCCCGAGAGGGAGGCAGGAACCUUAAAACCGUCUGUGUUGUGAACGGGCUUUCUUAAAUGCAUUAUAUUUGAUAUUUUUUUACUUGAGCAAAGAACAGACGUUUUUUUCCCACGGACACGCCUGCAGGGGUCCCUGCUGCCUUUGCCUUGGUCGGGGCGUGCGUCUGGGGAGCUGCUGGGACUCUGGCCCCCAACGGGGAAAUCCAGUGUGGCUCCCGCAGACCCUCUGUCCAUCCGGACCCAGGGCAGGGCGUGGUCCCCUGUCUGCCUUGGGGGUGGGGGGGCCGUGAGCCUCUCCCUCGCACAUAUGCGUGCACACGUGCUUCACACUCACCGUGGCCACGUGUGGCCUGGGUCACUCGGGGCGGUGUGUGGCAUGUCUGCUGGCCCGCCCCGAGGUGGGGCUCUUGUCUUUCUCUGUCUCUGUCUCUGACCUCCCAUGGUCCCCACGGUCUGGUUUAUCCCUUUGUUCUUUAUGGAGGCCAAACUGGGCUCAGUUCUGCGAGAUGAUUGGAAACGCUCCUGAGAGUGGCCGGAGGGGUGGGGGCAGGGGCCUACUGGCCUCUUUUCGCCCUGGACUGCGUCACCUUCUGGAGGAGUAUCAGCGUUGAAUCUGAGGGAGGGGUCUAAGGGGAACAGCCCCACCCCCCCCCAACCAACCUGCCCCAGGAACCUGCCAGGCCCUGCCCGUGGGCCGGGGGUUGUGGGGAAGGAGCGCCACGGAAUUUGGCCACGGCAGUUUGAAAGAAAGUCUGUGGUCUCGGCCGAGGCUCUUCCUGGACAUCUCUGCCUCGGAGCCGGGGGAGAGGGGCUCCCGUGGGCACCCCUGAUGCCGGGGCUCAGGAGUGAGGCGGACAGCCUGCGGUCCCAGACCGGGGAAGGGCCUCCGAGGGUCAGGCCGGGAAGAGUGUGGCCCCCUCGGGAGGUCGGAGGGGAGCAGGGUGGCUCUGAUCAGCCCCCUCUAGCUCAGCCUGGGCUCCUGGCGGCCCCCACUCACGGGACUUCUGGAACAGGGUCCAGGCUGCUUCACAGGUCUUGUGAGAAAGGCCUUUUCAGGGAAAAAAAAAAAACCCUUUUUUUCUAGUCCAGUGACACCCCCACCCCCCGCCCCCAGGGUCUCUUCAGCUGCUGACAAUCCUGUUUCGCAUAUGCAAAUCUUCUAGAGAACUGUACCCCCCCAGAGAGGGCCCUUGUUGGCUGGUGUGGGCCCCCCGGGGGCUCUGCCACCCAGAUCCAGCUCUCACAGGCCCCCCUGGGCACGCUGGAAGGCCGGACAGUGCUGCUCCUCACCUACCUCGCUGGGGGCUGGACGUUCGUGAGCCCACACAGUGCUGGGGGACCAUCGCGGGCGAGUCAAGUAUUACGUUCCCUCCCACCCCCCCAAGCCCCCUGGGCGGACCCUGCAGCCCGCACCCUGCCCACCCCAACGGCUUUCUCUUCUCCAGUGACCCCUUGGUGUCUGUGUGCCCACGAGCCUUGGGGUAGAAAUCAGAUUUUUGGAGAUGUCUGUGCUUUGUUCUCCAGGCUGGGCGAGGCCGUGGCCCUCCCCAUACCCCGCAUCCCCCCCCCAACUCCCACCCCCACCCCCCGGCAGACGCGCUGGAAGGCAGGUCAAGGCAGCAGCCCUAGAGUCCCCACGAGCGGGCGGGCGUCUGGGGCUGCUGACCACGGGGCCAGGGGCCGGGACUCCUUCGCUUUUAGCGUGGCUCUCAUUUCAUUGUUUCCAGAACUGCAUGACGACCAGCAGGA
This is a messenger RNA of Sorex araneus (European shrew), 8276 nucleotides long. It is a transcript of the gene SCN5A, whose product is annotated as sodium voltage-gated channel alpha subunit 5. Gene Ontology annotation, cellular component: axon; plasma membrane; voltage-gated sodium channel complex. Gene Ontology annotation, molecular function: voltage-gated sodium channel activity involved in cardiac muscle cell action potential. The transcript is spliced from 28 exons. The coding region runs from base 178 to 6237 and encodes 2019 amino acids. The record is from RefSeq and is a predicted model, not a curated record. Lineage: Eukaryota; Metazoa; Chordata; Mammalia; Eulipotyphla; Soricidae. Gene Ontology annotation, biological process: neuronal action potential; membrane depolarization during action potential; AV node cell action potential.